Molecule: messenger RNA, 1682 nt
Organism: Prionailurus viverrinus (fishing cat)
Lineage: Eukaryota; Metazoa; Chordata; Mammalia; Carnivora; Felidae
Gene: NRN1
Product: neuritin 1
Exons: 3
Coding region: 238-666 (142 amino acids)
Biological process (GO): nervous system development; neuron projection extension
Cellular component (GO): plasma membrane
Source: RefSeq, a predicted model, not a curated record
AUGGAGUGAACCAUUCCCAGCUCUUCCCCCUCUCUCUCUCAGCCUCUCUCUCUCUUUCUCUCUCUCUCUCUCUCUUCCUCGCUCCCUCUCUUUCUCUCCUCCCUCUGCCUUCCCCGUGCAUAAAGUCUCCGUCGCUCUUGGAACUUGUUGGCAAUGCCUAUUUUUCAGCUUUCCCCCGCGUUCUCUAAACUAACUAUUUAAAGGUCUGCGGUCGCAAAUGGUUUGACUAAACGUAGGAUGGGACUUAAGUUGAACGGCAGAUAUAUUUCACUGAUCCUCGCGGUGCAAAUAGCGUACCUGGUGCAGGCCGUGAGAGCAGCGGGCAAGUGCGAUGCGGUCUUUAAGGGCUUUUCGGACUGUUUGCUCAAGCUGGGCGACAGCAUGGCCAACUACCCGCAGGGCCUGGACGACAAGACGAACAUCAAGACCGUGUGCACAUACUGGGAGGAUUUCCACAGCUGCACGGUCACAGCCCUUACGGAUUGCCAGGAAGGGGCGAAAGAUAUGUGGGAUAAACUGAGAAAAGAAUCCAAAAACCUCAACAUCCAAGGCAGCUUAUUCGAACUCUGCGGCAGCGGCAACGGGGCGGCGGGGUCCCUGCUCCCGGCGCUCCCAGUGCUUCUGGUGUCUCUCUCGGCAGCUUUAGCGACUUGGCUUUCCUUCUGAGCGCGGGGCCGGCUCCCCCCCGCGCGCCCACCCACACUCACUCCAUGCUCCCGGAAAUCGAGAGGAAGAUCCAUUCGUUCUUUUGGGGACGUUGUGAUUCUCUGUGAUGCUGAAAACACUCAUAUAGGAUUGUGGGAAAUUCCGAUUCUCCUUUUGAUUUCGUUCGAUUUCUUGUGUUUUAUUUGCCAAAUGUUACCAAUCAGUGAGCAAGCAAGCACAGCCAAAACCGGACCUCAGCUUUAGUCCGUCUUCACACAAAAAUAAGGAAAACGGCAAACCCACCCCAUUUCUUUUUUAAUUUUUAUUUUUUUUGGCACAAGAAUCUCAGGAACGGCCCUGGGCCACCUACUAUAUUAAUCAUGUUAAUACAUGACAAAUGAUGGGCUCCUCCUAAUAGCAAAGAGAGGAGAGGAGAAGGCCAGGGGAAUGAAAUCAAGAGAGAUGUCCGCGAGGAAGGCAUAUGGUGAAUAACUCACGCUCACGUCUUUCUUCCACAGUAUCUUGUUUUGAUCAUUUCCACUGCACAUUUCUCCUCGAGGAAAGUGAAAGGACAGAUCGUUGACUUUGUGUUUUAAGGAUAGGAGGGAGAGAGGGAAAGGAUUGAGGAAAUCUCGGGGGUAUAGGGAAAGGCUGCCAGCAGAAUCGUUGCUAAAGUCACUGAGAGGUUAAGCUUUACCUGGUGUUGUUGAUGCAUCUUUCAAAGUCCACUGCCUUUAUUUUCCCUCUCGUUUUAGCUGUUACACAUACGGUAAUACCUGAAUAUCCAACGGUAUAGGUCACAGGGGGGGAUGUUAAAUGUUAAUCUAAAAUAUAGUUAAAAAAAAGAUUUUGACAUAAAAGAGCCUUGAUUUUAAAAAAAAAAGAGAGAGAUGUAAUUUAAAAAGUUUAUUAUAAAUUAAAUUCAGCAAAAAAAAAAAAGAUUUGCUACAAAGUAUAGAGAAGUAUAAAAUAAAAGUUAUUGUUUGAAACGGGGGUGUCUGUUUGUUUCCUGCCCCGAGCCUGCUUUCUUGGUCCAG